This is a messenger RNA of Cucurbitaria berberidis CBS 394.84, 1365 nucleotides long. Its product is annotated as Sec20 domain-containing protein. Gene Ontology annotation, molecular function: SNAP receptor activity. The transcript is spliced from 2 exons. Gene Ontology annotation, cellular component: endoplasmic reticulum; SNARE complex. Gene Ontology annotation, biological process: retrograde vesicle-mediated transport, Golgi to endoplasmic reticulum. The record is from RefSeq and is a predicted model, not a curated record. NCBI's taxonomy places the organism in Eukaryota, Fungi, Ascomycota, Dothideomycetes, Pleosporales, Cucurbitariaceae. Bases 1 to 1365 code for a protein of 454 amino acids.
AUGCCGCCCCUCCUCUCCACCACGCAGACCCUCACGACCCGCCUAAACUCACUCUCGGAGAAUAACAAGGCCGUUGGCCAUCUCAUACAGAGACUUGCGAAAUUAGACUUCCAGCCGGGAUCACAACCAGUCAACGGUCCCGAGGAGGGAGAUGUGCGACUGGAACUGAGUGCAGAGAUCCACGAGAGCCUGAAGAGCAUUGAAGAAGAGCUUGAACUCCUCAGGCAAGAGGUUGAGGACAUCACACAUCAAGGAGCAAGUUUUGGCCGGAGAAGGGAUAGCACAAGAGAGAGUGAGAGGAGUAGGCUUGCAGUCCUACUAGCGAGGUUGACAGAGGAUCUGCGAUCAUCACGGUCACAGUACCGCAAAGCACAACUAACCGCCAAACACAACGCAGACCGCGCAAAACUCAAGGAACGUGAACUCCUCUUCUCAAAUCUACAAUCCGGCUCGUCGACCCCAUCCUCCACCUAUCGCCAGCGGAAACAGCAACAAGGGCUCUCGGAAGGCGAAGUCGUCACCCAGGCCUCCUCGGACGUCACCUCCGCCCUGCGCCGAACCCAUCAAUUGAUGCAAAACGAGCUUUCGCGCUCACGAUUCGCUCAAGAGACACUAGAACAGAGUACAGCUGCGCUUGCGGAGCUGGGAGAGAAGUACUCGGAUUUGAACAGUCUGCUGGCCAGUAGCAAGACUCUAGUGACUACACUGUUGAAGAGCACGAAGAGCGAUACGUGGUAUCUCGAAACUACAUUUUACGUCCUGAUUACGACUGUCAUCUGGCUUGUUUUCCGUCGGUGGCUGUACGGUCCACUGAGUUGGUUCGUCUUCUGGCCUCUGAGGCUAGCGUUCCGCGUUCUGUUCGCCAUCAUCCCGGUAGGCACCGCGUCAUCAGCCGCAAAGUCGAGUCUCGCAGCCUCCUCUCAGCCGUCAUCCAGCCUUAUUGUCAAACCUAGCGCAACGGGUGAAUUCCCAACGCGAAAUCCCAACGCCCAACAACCCUACAUUCGCGUUGGCGGUGGAGGUCGAGGAUACAUGCACGCUCAAGCUCCCGAUCCUAGUCCUAUAAACUCUUACUCGCAACAAGUCGGCCAAAUGGCAGAACAGAAUCAGCAGCCCCAAGGGACUGAAUUGCCUGAUCACCCACAGCUGAGGGAACAGCCUCAGCAGCAGCAGGAAGAAAAGGGGCCAGUAACAAGAGGUGAUGGUACGGUGUUGAAGGAGAGUGACAAGCCAAGGAAUCCCAAGAAGAAGAUGUGGGAGGAGAAUGUGGAGAGGGAGAAGUAUGAACAAGCACAAGCCGCGCAGCAAGGGGAAGUAGCUGGGGAACAGGGUGAGGGAGGCCGGCGGGAAAGGGAUGAGUUGUGA